Molecule: messenger RNA, 2322 nt
Organism: Rubroshorea leprosula
Lineage: Eukaryota; Viridiplantae; Streptophyta; Magnoliopsida; Malvales; Dipterocarpaceae
Source: the annotation of a GenBank genome assembly
UGAGCUUCUACUAAGAAAGGAGAUUUUUUUUUAGAUUGCAGCAUAGAGCGGACUAGCUACUGAUCUUCUUCUUCAACUUCUACUAUUAAUUUCUAUUGUUCUCUUCAAUUUGGUGUUUUGCUUUUUAUGGUUAGACAAGAUAUUUAAAGUGGAUUGCUUUGGAAAAGCAGUUAAUUAAAUGAAAUAUUAAAUGAAAUAAUAUUCCUAUAUUAUUUUGGAUGUGUUGUGAAUUUGUUUGAUAUGUAUAUGUGUUUGUGGCUAUGGAGUAAGUGGACGUAAACUUAAAACUUGAGGUAUUCAGUGGGCCUUCAGGGGUAUUUAAUGGACCUUUGCACAGUAGGGUGAGUGCCGUGAUUAACUCCGGACCAAUGGUACUUAAAGGAGGUGUGUUACAAAAGUAGUCUCUUUUGUAGUUCAUAAUGAUUUUGACUUCCUUUAGACUAGCAUACCAGUUCAAGGAUGAAGUGGUCUCUUUAAUGGAUAGACUACAUCCGUUUUUAUGUAUGAAAUCUGCAAAAGCAAAGAAGGUUAAGAAGGUUAUCCUGCCCAGGUAACUCAGUAUGUAGCAACAAAUUAAUCUUUGGAGUAGGGUUAUUGAUAUGUAUUACCCUUCUAUAAAUGGACAAGAGUAUCCCUUGUAUUCUCAUAUCAAUAUAAUUAUCAUUAAAAAAAAAAAAAAAGAACUAUACCAAUUGGCCAUUCUAUUUCUAAUGUCUCUAAUGAAGUUGAUGCUGCCACUUCAAAUGCUAACCUACUAGAAAAUGGAGGUGAUCUUAAGCCUUUGAAUAGGGGCAUACCAAAAAAUAGUUCAUUCUUGAUUCCUAUUCUUGAUUAACUUCAAUUGGGUUUUUUUGACAGCAUUCUAUCUGGAACAGAGUUUUCUCUCAAGUUCUUAUUUUAAUAUCUUAAAUAUUAAUAAUGUUUAUUUCCACAGAUGUCAACAAAGUGCUCUCAAAUAGGUUAGUGUGUUGUUGUUAAACUCUAGAGUAAAGCCUCCCUUUAAAAGAGGUCUAACAGAAACAUCAAAAAACAAAAAAGAAUCACUUGAUCAUUUAAAUAUUCAUUAUAAAACUUAAUUUUCUUAUUAUUUUACUACAUGUAAAUGGUUUUUUGUUUCGUUUUACAUUUUCGAAGUAUGAAAUUUCAAUAGUAAUUUGCUAAAUCAAAUUGCAAAAGACUUGCCAUCUUAGUCUGUCAAAAUUUGAGAGUUCUUACUUUAUAAUAAAAACAUGUUAAUGUGUUGUGGUUACGUGUUCUGGCAUGCUCACUCAACAUUGGUUCAUGUAUUCAUGCUUAAUUUUUCAUUGCUUAUUGGAUGUAAUGGUCAAGUAGCAGUCAAUGUACAUAAUUCAUUUGCAGAUGCUUAAUGUGAUAAUGCAAUUGAUCAGCAAGUAGAAAAGAUACCAAAUAAAGUUGAUUCAUCUAUUGGAAAGUACAUGUAUAUUGUUUUACUUCUCAAUUUUAUCAAAAUUUUAUUAAUUAAUUGAUUUGAUUUAAAGUAUUGUAAUAUAUAUAUAAAUUAAUACAUGAGAUUCUGUAAUACCCCAAAAUUUUGUGAUAUUUUAGCUUAAGUUAAGGACCUUUGUGUGAGAAAAGAUUGUUUUGGGGUUUAAUGUGAAUAUUCUGAAAGCUGAGGGACUUAAAAAGGGAAAAGAAUUUGGAUAAGGAUGGCUUCAUUUCUUUUUCUUUUUCCUUCUUUCUUUCUUCUCCAGCCCGCGCAUCUGCUCAUUCUUCUUCUUCCCGAAGCCCCCCAAGCCACCGACCUUCUUCCCCCUUGAAAAACCCGGUGAGAUCUUGAUGAAUUUCUCUUCCUUUCUUGUUAAAUCACAAGAUUUGGGGCUUAGAAUCUUCCCUCUCAACCCAGAAAAUUCUGGUUCUGCUCUGCUCUUCUUCCUUGUCCGCCGGCUGCUGUGGGUUUGAAUUUCUGGGCAUUUUUCGGUUUCCGUGAGUUUCCCCUGCAGAUGCCGCUGGCUUCUUCUCCCUGUCAGCUCCGGUUUGCUUGCUGGAAUUCAGGUAUGUUGACAGCCCCAUUAAGUCCGAAAUUACCCAUUUAAUUGUUGGGUUUUGUCCAUUAAGUGCUGCCCUGUGUUUGCCCGAAUUUUUGCUAAAAUGGAGGAGGAAUUUCCUGUAGCAUUUAACAGCAUUUAAAUGUGUUUUAAGCUUGUUUACGUAGAAUUUAGCUUGAAUUAGCUGCUGUGAUGUUUUGUGUGAGAAAAUCCCGGGUGUGAGUGUGGCUUUUGCCGAGCCAUUUUCUCCAUUUUUUUAUCCCGGGAGUUGGUAGCUUAAGUGGGUUUUUGUUUAAUUUAAGUGGAAAUUAGCUUG